Coprinopsis cinerea okayama7#130 is the source of this 4278-nucleotide messenger RNA. RefSeq lists its product as hypothetical. The record is from RefSeq and is a predicted model, not a curated record. Lineage: Eukaryota; Fungi; Basidiomycota; Agaricomycetes; Agaricales; Psathyrellaceae. The transcript has a single exon. The coding region runs from base 1 to 4278 and encodes 1425 amino acids.
AUGUCGACAGGCACCAACAUCGUGGCGUACGGCGUGGCGAGCGGGAAUCAUACGCUGUAUGGAGGGUUUGGGACUAUCCCUGGGUACGCGACUUCGCCUGUGCCGUACGUGGCUACUGCGCCUGGGUAUGGGGGGUCUCCGCAUGGGUACCAUCCGUCUCAUUCUCAUGGGUAUGGACAUUCAUCUGGGACCCCUGGGUACACGCCUUCUGGUACACCGGGAGGAUACACUCCGUCUGGCACACCAGGGUCUGGCACGCCUCCCUACGGACCGACAGUUGUCGUGGGUACGACGGCUGCUGCGUUUAGAGUUGCGCCCGCUCCCAGUACUGGUGCGAGUGUUGGUGUUGAGAUGGGGCCUAGUGUUGAGGAGGAGGAUCGGAGUGGGGAGGUUGUACCUGGGAGGGUUAAGAGGGAGAGGGAGAAGGAGAAGGGGGGUGCUAGAGAGGGGGGUGAGAGUAAGAGGGGAGGCAAGCGAGGAAGUGGAGGGAGGAAGACGAGGAGUCGUAGUCGGAGUAGUACUGCUGCGUCUAGUCCUAUUUCUGGUGCGGCAAGUCCGGGUGCGUCGGCGCCUAGUCCUCUUUCGGGGAGUCCGCUUUCUGCGCCCAGUCCGCUGUCGGUGCCUAGUCCUCUAUCCGGACGUGCUUUGUCGGUGUCGGAGGAUGGGUCGAGGUCUGGGUCUGGGUCUGGGAGGUCGACGCCUGUUGCGGGUGUGAAAGCUGCGCUGGAGAAGGAAGGAGAGAAGGAGAAGGACCGUAUUUCUGGUGCGGCAAGUCCGGGUGCGUCGGCGCCCAGUCCUCUUUCGGGAAGUCCGCUUUCUGCGCCCAGUCCUCUGUUGGCGCCUAGUCCUCUGUCUGUGCCUAGUCCUCUAUCCGGACGUGCUUUGUCGGUGUCGGAGGAUGGGUCGAGGUCUGGGUCUGGGUCUGGCAGGUCGACGCCUGUUGCGGGUGUGAAAGCUGCGCUGGAGAAGGAAGGAGAGAAGGAGAAGGACCGGGAGAAGGAGAAAGAGAGAGCGGUUGCUGGUGCGGAGAAGGGAGCUUCGAUUAGGACCGCAUCGACGGCUACACCAUCCAUCGCGGCUUCAUCAACACCCGUGGCAGCUACAUCAACGUCGACGACGACUAUAUCUACGGAGAAAGCACCAUCCACGACGACGGCACCAUCCACGACUGCCCCACCCAAACUCUCCAAACCGCAUCUAUCAGCUACGCAGCAAUUACGAGCGAAGCCUGUCUUACGACGUGAUUCUGCUAGUUCGAGUUCGAGUGGGAGUGCUGGAACGGGUGGUGGUGGUGGAGGUGUGAGUCCGACCCCGCCUGCUAGUGCGUUGGUUGCUAGUGUUUCUGGGAGUUUGGGGGGUAUGGGAGGACCGAGGUUUGGGCGUGGUGGUGGUGCUGCGUCUUCGAGUUCGAGUAUGGCGGUGGCAGGUGGGAAGGGUUUGGGUGGGGGUAAGGAUGAUGGGAAAGGCAUGGAGAAGGAGAAGGAUACAGCCGUCGGCGUCGAUAAGGAGAAAGAGAAAGACGCGGCUAAGGAGAACGAUAAAGACGGGGAGAAGGAGAAGGAUAAGGAGAGAGAGAGGGAGGACGAGGGUGUGGAUGUGAAUAUGGAUGUGGAUGUGCAGGACGACGCUGGGGCUUCGACUGCUGAGCCGGAUGAAACGACUUCUUCGAAGUUGGGUGUAGCUCCAGGCGCCGCUGCGAAGCCAGAUACCACCGUUACCCCAACUUCAGCUCAACCCCCAGCCACGUCGACUUUGAGCGCGAAUCAACCCCCCGCUACGUCUACUUCAGGUCUAGCGACCAUUACGACUUCAGAGCGUGCUGGUGCGAAGCCUUCGACGCCAUCUACUACUGCGAGUGGGCUUCGAGUUUCGGUCACGGCUUCCCCUUCGACGUCGAGUGUCCGUCCCUCAGUGUCUUCCUCCACUACAGGUGUCCGAUCUUCAGCCGCCUCCACUGGCGUUCGACCCGCAACCUCAUCCACCACUGGUGCUCGUCCCUCAACCUCCUCCCCCACUGGUGUUCGACCGACGUUGUCUUCGCCUUCCACGACCAGUCUCCGAACUUCCCCGCCCUCAGCGUCGAGCGGUAUCACGACCAACGCGAUUGACGAUCUCGCCCGGUCACUUGCGGGCCAGUUAUCUGCUUCAUUGGGUGAUGUGUUGGUUAAGCAGGUUGUGGAGGGGUUGAGUGGGGUUGUUAGGGAGGGGGUUGAGAAGUUGGGUGGGGUGGGUGAUGGCCAUGGUGGACGGGAGGGAGCAGCGGGUGACCAGAUGGACGUUGAUGGUGAUACUUCCCGUUCAUCGCGAUUGGGUGAGGAGCUGAGGGGUGUUGUUAGGGAGGAGGUGCGGGAGGGUGUCAGGGAGGACGUUGCCGGGGUUUGUGGAGGUGUUUUGAGAGGGCAGAGGGAGGAGACGGAUAGAGUGAUCGAGGGCGCUGUUGAGAAAGCUGUGAGGGCUGUUUUGGAGGGGUGUCUCGCUUCUUCUGCUUCCGAUGGCGCGAAGCGUUUGGAGUUUUCGUCCUCCUCGUCUGGGUCAUCUACGUCGACGACUGCGAUAACCACCACUGAGAAGACUGUGGAACCGGAAAUCGCCAAGAUUUUUGAAGCGUUGCUCGGUCUUUUGGAGGGCAAUUCGAUACUUCGGGCGCUGGUUGAAGGCUGGGGGAAGGAGGUUGAGAAGGGGCUCGGAGCUAUCCUCGACAGCUUGAAGAACGCGGGGGAACGACGGGAGGAGCGGAUGGACGUUGAUCGUAGUGUGAAUGCGGACGUCAUCAAGGAGAUCGUAGGUUCCUUGAAGGGGUUGGUGGAGGAGGAAGUUGUGGCCGGUGUUGAUCGACUGCGAGCCAGUUUGGAGAGGGUGGGGGAUGGGGAGGAACGUAGUGUCAGAGGAGUUGGAGUUGGAUGGGAAGACCUUCGUGGUGCGCUGGAGAGGAUUGAGAGGAAGGUUGAUUCUGUGUUGGGUGGAGAUGGGGGGCGACAUGGGUUUGAUUGGAAAUGGGGGAGAGAUGAGGAGAGGGCGUUGAGGGAGAGGGAGAUGGGUUUGCAGGUUAUUAAGCGUGUGGAGGGUGGUGCGCAGACGGACGAGACGUGGCAUGAGGAAGAGGAUGGGGAGGGAGAGAGGCCGAGAGGGAGGCCGUUGGAGGAGGAUUUGACGAUGGUGGAUGAACCGCCUUUCGAGGAGAGGACUGGUUCACGACCACGAUCGCGAGUGGACGGUGGGCCGAGUCGAUCAGGAGGAGGGCCGAAACCAGUGCUCGUGCGUAAAGUCAUGGACGUGAUGAGGAACAUGGCGGAUAUCCUCGAGUUUUCUUCUGAUGGGAACGAUGUGGAGUAUACGACGACGACGUCGGCCAAGGGCAAGGGCAAGGAGAGGGAACACGACCCGUAUUCGAUUGUUCGUUCUCCGUCUUCGACUUCGACCUCGACGACUCGUGUUUCGACUGUUGCUGCUGCGAACAACCUGGUCUCGAACGUCAACGCGAACAACGUUACCACAGUCCUCCUCCCUACACUGCGUGACGAGCUUAGGCUGAUAAGGGAGGAGAUUAAGCUUUCGAGAGAGGAGCAGCUUGCGAGUGAGAGGAGGAGUCGAGAGGAGAUUCAGGCGUUGCGGUUGUUGCACCAGGCCGAGGUGGAGAGUUUGGACAGGAGGAUGAAGGACAUGGAGGAGAGAACUCGUGUUGAAGUCAGGAAUGCUAUUGAGGAGGGGAGGUAUAGGAGUCGGGAUCGGGAUCGGGGUGAUACACUUGAACGCAGAGGCGAUAGUGGUGGGGAUGUGGCGGCCGAGUUGGAAGAGUUGAAGAGGCGGAUUAUGUACCUCGAGUCCCAGACCCAGUCGCGGCAGGGUGAGGAUCGUGAUAUCCAGAUGUCGCCGCAGAUGGAGAGGGGUAGGCAGAGGGAACGGUCGUCUUCGAUUGCGAGUUCGUCGAAUAUGAAUAUGGAGCGGGAAGGUCAGGCGUCUGGUUCGAAUGGGUACUAUCACCCUCAUCACCAACCGUCGCAACAGCAACAACAACAACAACAGCGUGACUGGGACCGCCCGCCUCCUCUACCCACGCGGCACCACAAUGGGUUUGGGAGUGGGUUUGGGAGUAGUAUUCGGAAUUCGCUGUUGAAUGGAGGUGGUGGAAGUGCUUCGGCUCCUCCGUCGAGAAGGCCGUCGAGUGUGUUGGGGGAUGAUCCUGUUGUUGGGGAUGGUGUGGAUGUGAAUCAGCCGUUGCCUGUGAGGAGUCAGAGGAAGGUUAUGAUGGCUCUUUCGAGAGUUGGGCAUGAGUCGUAG